Messenger RNA from Microtus ochrogaster (prairie vole), 4400 nucleotides. RefSeq names its product origin recognition complex subunit 2 (gene Orc2). NCBI's taxonomy places the organism in Eukaryota, Metazoa, Chordata, Mammalia, Rodentia, Cricetidae. Gene Ontology annotation, molecular function: DNA replication origin binding. Gene Ontology annotation, cellular component: nucleus; nuclear origin of replication recognition complex. Gene Ontology annotation, biological process: DNA replication. The record is from RefSeq and is a predicted model, not a curated record.
GCGGCGCGCUGCUCGCGUCCUGCCGGCUCCCGUGUCCGGCUCGCGCCGCUCGGAGCUCCUCGGAGAAGUAGGUCCCGGGUCAGCGGUGCUCGGGGCGGCGGGAGUCCUGCCUGGAGGGGCGUGGAGGCUUCACGGCCGUCGUCCUUCCUGUCCUCCUUCCCGCCGGCUCCGGACGCCUGAGUUACAGGUGACUGAAUUUUCAAGCUGCAGAAUGCAUAGCACCUUACAAGGUUGGCCAUGAUGAGCUCCCCACAGAUGAAGGAAGCUAAGGUGCCAGUUGUUCAAUUUGUGGGCGAUGAUGAUGUCCUCAAUCACAUUUUUGAUAGAGAAGGAGGAACUAAAAUAAAAAAGGAGAAAGCUCAGCUUUUGGUCAAUCCUCAGAAAAUAAUAAAGAAGCCAGAAUGUGAACUGGAGAAGCGUGACCAGGAAGUCCUAAAGGAUCAGAACUACGUGGAAGUUUUGGGAAGAAAUAUUCAAGAAUCCUUGAAAAAUGGCUCUGCUGUAGAUGGGAAUAAAGUUUAUUCUUUUCAAUCCAGAAAACAUUCUGAAGAAAUGACCAAAUUAGCGUUAGAACUAGCAAAAACGCCAAGAAAAGUUGUUGCAGUUGACUCAAAGAAUGACCCUGAAGUUAAGAAGAACGUCCCUUGGCAGAGCAAGGGGCGUUCUACUUCAGAGAAAGUUCAGCAGGAGAACAAUAGCAAAACUGAAUUCCUAUCAACACCACCUCGCAGUCUAAGAAAAAGAAUAAUAGUGCCCACGUCUCACUGCGACACCGAGAGUGAGUACUCCGCCUCCAGCUCGGAGGAUGAUGGAGAAGAGGACACCACUGCCGUCGGGCUGUCCCCAAAGGGCCGAGCUCAGAGCAGAGGACCCCCAGCUCCUGCUCCCAAGGGGACGCCGCCUAAGAAGAUGAAAAGAGACAAAGCCAGUGACUUGGUAGAAGAGUAUUUUGAAGCCCACAGCAGUUCAAAAGUUUUAACGUCUGACAGAACCCUGCAGAAGCUGAGGAGAGCUAAAGUGGACCCAAAAACUCUGCGUAAUUUAUUGAGCAAAUUUUCACCUUCCUUUUCUGCUGAAAUUGAACAGUUAAGUCAACAGCAUGAGAAGUUGUUUCACAAAUGGAUGCUCCAGCUACACCUCGGGUUCAACAUUGUGCUUUAUGGCUUGGGGUCCAAGAGAGAUUUAUUAGAAAAGUUUCGAACCACCAUGCUUCAGGAUUCCGUUCACCUUGUCAUCAAUGGCUUCUUUCCUGGGAUCAGUGUGAAAUCGAUCCUGAAUUCUAUAACUGAAGACGUUCUCGGUCAUAUGGGUACUUUCCAGAGUGUUCCGGAUCAGCGAGACUGGAUAAUAAACAAGUUUAAAGAAGAUUCUUCUUUAGAACUCUUUCUUCUUAUCCACAAUUUGGAUAGCCAGAUGUUGAGAGGAGACAAUAGCCAGCAAAUUCUGGGCCAGCUGUCAUCUUUGCAUAACGUGUACCUUAUAGCAUCCAUCGAUCACCUCCAUGCUCCUCUCAUGUGGGAUCAUGCAAAGCAGAGUCUUUAUAAUUGGCUUUGGUAUGAAACCACUACAUACCACCCUUAUACUGAAGAAACAUCCUAUGAGAAUUCCCUUCUGGUGAAACAGUCUGGAUCUCUACCCCUGAGUUCUCUGAUUCAUGUCUUACGAAGCCUCACCCCCAAUGCACGGGGAAUUUUCAGGCUACUUAUAAAGUUCCAGCUGGAUAACCAGGACAGCCCCUCCUACACAGGACUUUCUUUUCAGGAUUUUUACCAGCAGUGUCGCGAGGCCUUCCUUGUUAACAGCGAUCUCACUCUCCGGGCCCAGCUGACUGAGUUCAGGGAUCACAAGCUUAUAAGAACGAAGAAGGGAACUGAUGGUGUAGAAUAUUUAUUAAUUCCUGUUGACAGCGGAACAUUGGCUGAUUUCCUGGAGAAGGAAGAGGAGGAGGCUUAGACUGCCCCCUUUAGGUGGAAGACUCUUGUACCCCAGCUGCCGCUCUUAGUAAGAAUGCUGGUUACGUCUAGCACUAGAUCAUUCUGUCCAGCACACAAGAUUGACUAUUGAAGGGACAGAUCAUCAACUUUGAACUUUGAUUAGGCUGGCUGGAUUACUGUCUCUAACACUGUGCGGUGUCAUCGAGUUGGGGGGAAAUGUGCCUUUAAUUUAUUACCUCUCUGGAGACUUGUUGCUGGAUGGACAGUGUGCUCAGGGAUUAUUUGGAACUGGAUGUUUUGGAUUAUUUUAUACUGAAUGCUAUCCCUAGUCUCCCUGAGCUGAAUUCCUACAAGUGCACUUGUUUCAGAUGUGGAAGCACAAAGACGGGGACACAGAGCUCGUCAGGAGGGCGGGCUUCACUGGCUUUCUCUGAGGUGAUAAAGGUAUCCAGUGGGCUGAGAUGGCCCGCUACACAUGCUCGGGACAGGUGGGACAAGUGUAAGGAACCGAUAGGGCGUGUGCCAACCAACACAGCAUAUUUAGUUCAGUUAGUAUCUACCAUCACCUUGAUUUUAUGAUACAAACGGGAAGACAGGCUUAAAAAUAAAAUCCCAAUUUACACCUUAAUAAUUGUUCUCAGGACAGUAGAAGAUAAAAACAUUUCACUAUUCUUGUACAUUGACAGUUUUUAUUUUCUUAAACAGCACACAGGCAUAGGUGGCACACGCCUGUAAUCCCACUGUCAGGACUCAGAGGCAGGCAGACUGCUUCUUUCCUUCCCACACAACAGUAGCAAGACAUGAGAGCACAUCUGUGAUCCCAACACUAGAAGGGGAGGGAGGAAGCACGAGUUCUAGGUCAGUCUGAGCCACAGCGAUGCCUGCUUCAGAAAACAGCAGCCGCUAAAUAAAUACACACUGAUCACAUGAGACUUGCUGGUUUGCACUUUGCUUUCUGUGGUGUGUGUGUGUGCAUGCAUGCAUGCGUGCGUGCGUGCUUCUGUGCAGAGGCCAGAGUAAGAUGCUAAGUGUCUUUUACUUUCUGCCUUAUUACCUUGAGACAAGGUCUCAGUGAACCAGAGGCUCCUUUUAGGCUAGAUGGGCUGCCAUGAGUCAACUGUCUCUGCCUGCCAGUGCAGCUAGGGCACCAUAGACAUGCCCAGAGUUCUGCGUCGGAGCUGGGGUUCAAAUUCAGGUCCUCAUGUUCUUUUUUGUACUAGAUGUUACUAAUAAUAAAUAAAAGAGCAGAGUGUAUAGUCCGUUUAUAAUGCUAGUUGUUUUGAAGAGUUUGAAAAGGAUUCUGAGUGCAUCGUACAGCUCUCGUGGACACAAUGGCGUAUUAACUAUCUACUCAUUUCCCCGAGCAGCUCUGUUCCUUCCUGUCUAGGAGGCAUAGGAACUUGAAGUUAUAAUUCCUGCCUGAUUUGCUUCUGGGCUGGAUGUGUAAUUCACCAGGCGAACUCUUUUCUUGUUUUUGUUUUAAUUUUUAGGCUAGCAUGCAGAGGUGUUGGAUUCCUUAUGGCAUUUCCAUAUGUAUGUGUGUAUGUAUGUAUGUAUAUGCGUGUAUGUACAUGUGUAUGUAUGUGUGUAUACACACACAUUUCCAUAUAUGUAUAAAUCAUUGUACUUGGUCCUCCUUGAUCCUCUCCCCAAUAGCCAUCCCCCCUCUCUCCCUCUUAUGCUUUAUUAUCUCAUGCAUCCCAUUACCCUCCUUGUCCUUAAAAAUCUCUUCAUCUUGUCUCUUCCCCUUCUGGUUUUAUUACCUGCAUGUGCACAAGCACGCGCACACACAUACACUCACACACACACACACUCUAGGUUCUUCUAAGAGAGGGCAUGCAGAAUGUGUCUUUCUGCAUCUGGCUUGUAGAACACCUGCAGGAAAUUCUGUGUGACAAUCACUACUUCUAUUCUUAGUGUUGAACACCAUUAAUCAGCAACAAAACUACGAGUCACUUUGGAGAUCAGUUAGAACACGUGACCUUCCAUUCAUAAUGUGGAACACAGAUCAAGAAUACAGCUGUACAGCUGGGUGGUGGUGGCGCACGCCUUUAAUCCCAGCACUCGGGAGGCAGAGGCAGGCGGAUCUCUGUGAGUUCCAGGCCAGCCUGGUCUGUAAGAGCUAGUUCCAGGACAGCUAGGAUUGUUUAUACAGACACACAGAGCGAGAGAGAGAGAAUAUGAGAAUAGAAUUGUACAGGGGAAUUCUGAGUGCUUGUGAGAAUACUUCAGUAAAACAAGACAAGAAUCGGGUUUCUUUUGCUUGUUUUUUUUUCUUUUUUUAUUUUUUUUUUGCAAAAACACAAAACUAUUGCAGCUGGCUAUUGUUAUUGUUCAUAUGUCUCUAUGAAAAAAUGUUUUUGCCACGUGCCAUUUCUCCAUGUGAUUGUACACUUUACUCAGGUGACUCUGCUUAACUCUAAGAGUCUAAAUUGUCUGAGUCUCUAAAUAAAGUUGCCUAUUGCA